AUAGAAUAACUGAAGCCUCUUGCGCUUCGCCUCCGCCGCCACCCGUGUCGGAAAACACUCGCCGACGUUUCAGUUCACCGGGAAGUAAAACGCAACCGCAUCAACUGUUUAUAGGUAGGUUCAUAUGUAUUAGUAUCUGAACUAAAAGAAAGAAAGCCACGCACUUUUCCUUGUUUGGUACAAAAGGGUUCCCAGUUUUUAUUUGGAUUCUAUAACUAUUUAAACUGUGACUCAGAGUUGAAACAGAAUAACUUCAUUGAUAUGGGACCUAAGGUUUUGCAAUUGUCGCAACCCGUUCUUCCUCAUUCUCCUUCAUCUCAAACUCUGGCCUCUGCGAUUUCUUCUCCUUCUUCCAAACCUCGAACACGCAACCACAAUGGAGUCUGCAGAUUCGCGCACCGUUCGAGCCUCUUCCCAAACACACACCUUCUUCGCAGGUCAAAAUCGUUCGAUCAUUACCCUGUUUUCACUCGCAGGGGAAGCAUAAGAAGGGCUUGCAGCGCAAGCUUGGAGCCUUUUUCCGACGAAGAAUUCGCCAAGAAGAUCGAAGAUUUGGCGCUUAAGUUUCAGCUUUCCGAUGAUAGUAAUGGGAACGAUUUAGAUUCUGAAGUUUUUCCUUCUUCUGGUGAAGAGCUUUCCUCUUCUUCUUCGGCCGUGAAUUUUGUGGAGGAGUUUGAGCCGCCGGAGGAGAUUAUUCCGGCGAAUAUUGAACGGAAAGCGAAUAGCGUGGAGCUACCCUUUUCGUUGAGGAUCAUAAAGAAGAAGUUGCAGUGGAAAGAAGGGUUCAGAGAGGCAGGGGAAUCAGCAUAUUGCUCUGUUAAGAAAGCUUUCUCUUCUAUGGUGUUCAUCAUAAGUGAACUUCACAGUUACACUUUACAAAUGAGGGAGAUUCUGUUCUACGAAGAUCUACAGGGGAUUCUCCAAAGGGUUCAGAGGGAAAUGCACGCUUCCUUCGUUUGGCUCUUUCAACAAGUUUUCUCUCACACCCCAACCCUCAUGGUUUAUGUAAUGAUCUUGCUCGCAAACUUCACUGUCCAUUCAAUGGGUCACAACGCCGCCAUCGCCGCCGUCACGCCGCCGGUGGAGGUUUCUUCCGUCGUGGAAGGUCAAGACUGGGAGAGUCACAAGUUUGAUUCCGCUGUUAUUAAGACCUUCUCUGUUUCUAACUCCAACGGAAAAAACACUGCCUCCGUCGGUGGCGGCAAUGGUGGCGGCGGGAAGUUCCGACCAGCGGCGAAUGGCACCGAUGGCGACGGCCGGUUUGACGGGUCGGACCGGUCGCCGCACGCUACGGUGUUCCCCGACGGUGGUGCGUCUUCUCAGGUUUGCAAAACAGGGGAAACAGAGUCGGUGUCAGGGCAAGAGGAGGAAGAAGCGAAGCUGUGGAAAUCUAUGGUGGAUGAAGCUUCGAUUAUGGAGGUGAAUCGGCGAGGAGAGGGUUUGGAUCGGGAUGUUAUGAAAGGGUUUGUUUCGCCGGUGAUGGCGAGGAUUGAAUCUGAUGAUUAUGCAGAGUAUUUGAGAACAGAGCUUGUUUACCAAACAGGGUUGUCUCAGGAUCCUAGGAACACUCUUCUUCUUGCCAACUAUGCACAGUUUCUCUACCUCGUUGCACACGAUUAUGACAGAGCUGAAGAGUACUUCAAGAGAGCGAUAGAAGUGGAGCCACCAGACGCAGAAGCUUAUAAUAAAUACGCCACUUUUCUAUGGAAAGUGAAAAAUGACUUAUGGGCUGCGGAAGAAACCUAUUUGGAAGCCAUUUCAGCUGAACCUAAUAACUCCUAUUAUGCUGCUAACUAUGCUCAUUUCCUAUGGAACACCGGUGGUGAAGACACUUGCUUCCCUUUAUCUUCCCCAGAUAACUCCCAAGAACUUUAAAUUUAAUCAACAAAUAUAGAGAUCAAAAGAAAGGAU
This is a messenger RNA of Abrus precatorius (Indian licorice), 1911 nucleotides long. RefSeq lists its product as uncharacterized. Gene Ontology annotation, molecular function: protein binding. Lineage: Eukaryota; Viridiplantae; Streptophyta; Magnoliopsida; Fabales; Fabaceae. The record is from RefSeq and is a predicted model, not a curated record. The coding region runs from base 262 to 1875 and encodes 537 amino acids. Gene Ontology annotation, biological process: RNA processing. The transcript has 3 exons.